Didymodactylos carnosus is the source of this 666-nucleotide messenger RNA. NCBI's taxonomy places the organism in Eukaryota, Metazoa, Rotifera, Eurotatoria, Philodinida, Philodinidae. The record is from the annotation of a GenBank genome assembly.
AUGUCAUAUCAAUUAAAACAAACAGAUUCAACAUUAAACAAUAAUAGUUAUUCAAUGCAAAGUACGUUUAAGGUAAUGUUGCUUGGAGAUAGCGGAGUAGGCAAAACAUGUCUACUUGUACGAUUUAAAGAUGACACAUUUUUAUGUGGAAGUUUUAUUGCAACUGUGGGCAUUGAUUUUAGAAAUAAAACAAUACAAAUUAAGGAUAAACAAGUAAAAUUACAAAUUUAUGACACAGCUGGUCAAGAACGAUUUCGUAGUGUAACACAUUCAUAUUAUCGUGAUGCAAAUGCUCUAUUAUUAUUAUAUGAUGUUACAUCGAUAAUCUCAUUUAAUAAUGUUCGUGCUUGGCUUAGUGAAAUAAAAGAAUUUGCUCAAGACGAUGUUAUUAUAUGUUUAAUUGCAAAUAAAGUUGAUAAAAUUCCAGAACGAGUUGUUACAAAAGAAGCUGGACAAAAAUUAGCAACAGAAUAUGAUGUGACAUAUAUUGAAACAUCAGCAAAAACGGGAAUGAAUGUUGAAUUAGCUUUUUCAGCUACAGCACAAUGUCUACUUGAAAAAGAAUUAACACAAAAUUCAAAAUUAGCAUCAAAAACAUUAAUGAAUCUAGUACAAUUAAAUAAUCAAACACAUAAAAGUUCAUGUUGUCUAUUUUCAUCAUCAUGA